AUGCAUUCUAACCACUUCACUAGCCACGACUUGGAUCUACUCGAGUCUUACAUUCAUGACUGCAUCGACCAGUUGCCCAAACUUCCGGCCGCCACGGAUGCCGCUGUGACGGGUGCCAGCGCUCAAAUUCCCACCCGCUGCUCGUCCUAUCACACAGUGUGCACCAAUAUGCUCAAGGAAGUGAUAUCACUCUUGUCACUCUUCUCUCCGCGACUGUGCCGUCUUAUCGGACAGGUCUGGGACCUCGCAUCGCUCAACGUGUUUGUACUGCUACAAGUGGCGACUACAGCGUUGCAGGAGGCCCAGCAGCUCCGCGACCAGCUCGCGUUUGCUGAGCGUUUCCACACAGAAGGUCUACAGCGACAGUCAUCUAUCGUCCAGCGAUAUGAGGACGACCUUGCCCGCCAGCGAGUGAGCGAACAAGGUCUGAGAGCUGAGCUACAGAAGGUUCGCCAACGUGCCAACCGUCUCGCUGUGGAGAACGGACAACUACAUCUCGUCGUAAAUCGAGUUCUGAAUGCCCACGACACUAUGGAAGCAACUCGUUACGACAGCUCCAACUCUGUUGAACACGUGGUCGCACAAGAGUCCAACUUCUGUGAAGACAUCGCUGCAGUUGGAGACGUGGAGGAGCGUGAACUGUACGGAGUUGAUGAAGACUCCUUGACACGCAUAGAAAUCGUGCAUCCCAUUGAAAGCUAUUCAACUGACUUUGAGCAGCUUUUCCAGGCACUUUUCGAGGGAGAGGACCGCAAUACCCGAGUGCUAAAUGAAAUGGACCGCUUCAUCAACUCGACUGCCGUGGCCUUGCUUUGGCGUUAUGGCUCAACGGAGGAAGAGCAUCAGCUGAUGCAUCGAAUGCUGAGUGCAAGUACCGUUGGUACACAAACCGAGGGGGUAUUCCGUCAGAAGCCAUCACAUUGGAAAUCGGAGAGUGAAGACUAUGAGUCCGAUAACGAAGGCAUACAUUCUCAUGCCCCCAUCCAAACCCAUUCGUCGAUCCAGGAAGAGUACGAGGACGAAGAUAGUCAACAGCUACAACAGUCAGUGAACCUCGAAGUUUUGGCAGUCACUAAACAUCAGGUGAUUCCAGCCACUCUGCGAGCCCAACUAGACUCACGACCUCGAGUACAGCGCGUUCUGGAAAAGUCUCAGCUCAACCGCAUUUUGUUACGACUAUAUCUCGAGAAGCUCGAGUGUGAUGCACGGACUUUACGACGGCGACGAGUAUUGACCGUUGUCCGAACACCACUUCACCGGUUCAUGAAAGAGUUUUUCCUCGUACGCUACGAAGUGCCAGCACUGGCUGAUUUCCACAUGAUGGAGAUCGUCAAGAGCUGUUUCUACUACCACGAACAGCUGAAGAUCGCUCAUCGUCGAGGAGCAGCAGUCGAUGGCUCCACUUCUCUAGUUCACUGUCUCCCAGCAAUGCCUGAAAAACUAAUCCAGCGCAUUCAGCACAGUACACACCAGCGCCAACACCACGAUCAGACAGCGAUGCAUGAUCAUCUCCAAGAUCUCCAACAACAACAGCAGUUUGAUGCCUCUGACAUCCGACUAGCACUUUUCAGCCGACUCUGCGAGCUCGUCCCCUUCGACGUCGGCGGAUCUCCUGUUGAUUCCACGCCAAUUGGUGGAAAUGUGUCGGCUUGUCUACUGAAUGCAGUUGUAGAUGUACUGGGUGACAUCUUGGAGCUGGACCCUUCGGUGCCAUCCCUCGCUGCGGUGGAAGAAGUCCCGACCGAAGCAAAUUGGGGACUCCCUCGUGGUUUAGCAAGCGAGUUAUUAGCGCAGCAUUUCCCGUUUAUUGACCAGGACAUUCUGGAAGAUACCAACGCUUGGCUUACACGACUUGCCCCUGUGCAGCGAUUAGACUCGAUUGAAGACACCGGUUCAGCCGAUUGUAUCGCAGUAGACGUCUUCCUCGCACUGUUUGCAACCACAUGGAUGAAAUACGACCAGCGACUUGAAAGCAAACUGCGCGAGAGCUUCCGCCAUCAGCUGUUGCUGUCAUCACCGUUUGCUAGGACGCAGUUGGCAGACGCACAGGCUGCACUCAAUACCACGAGACUUGAAAUUCGAGAGGCUUCGGAACCCGACAAUGAGGUCAUAAGGGAAAGGCCAGUUAGCCGGAUGAGCACUCGACGCUGCAGCACAAAUCUACCGACCUUGGCACUUGGAGCAACAGCCAUUACGAUGCAUUCGUCGCCACUUGAACUGCUCACUCAGGCUUGGACAACGCUUGUGAACGAGACACUGUCAUCAUUGGAUAUGGAAGAGCUUGAAAACACAUUUCGAGGCUUGCUCGAAGCCAAACACCUCGAUUCCAAGCACCGUCAUGUUAAGAAAGAGAUUCCAGAGCCGACGGGGUCGCUAGGCGGUGUGACCGAGAAGGAGUUCGUUUUCCACACAUUACAGGUUCUUCGGCGACGGCGCAACAGCUACGGACUGCGCACCAACAGCAGACGACCACCCCGUUAUGCAGCGUACGGAAGUCAUCUUCUUGCAGCAAUCGGUUCGGACGAGAUGCCGGUUCUUCUCAGCUCGCUUAAGCCAGGACUAAACAGCGACAGCCUUGCGUACGUUAGCAAAUAG
Messenger RNA from Phytophthora infestans T30-4, 2595 nucleotides. RefSeq lists its product as uncharacterized. The record is from RefSeq and is a predicted model, not a curated record. Lineage: Eukaryota; Oomycota; Peronosporomycetes; Peronosporales; Peronosporaceae. Bases 1 to 2595 code for a protein of 864 amino acids. The transcript has 3 exons.